AUUUUUAGAAAAUUGUUUUGUGUUUAAUGAUCACAUGAUCGGGCCGGAUGAGAAAUUGGGCCAGAGUCCAACCGUCUAUGGUUUGGAGGGUUACCUUUCCCGCCAUCGACCAUUUCUCUCGACGAGCAAAUCUAGGGCACAUUCUUUCCGCUCCUCAUCACUUCCAUUGAAAGUUCCUGGGGCGUUUAAUUUUACGGAGGAGCUGAGAAAUCGAUUGCGCGAUGUUGGAUCGCCACUGGGCACGGAAGCGUGGAAAACUCCUUUGUUGGUGUAUAAAUCGACUUCAGCAGUUGGAAUUCCUCUACUAUCAAGGAUCUGUCGAGCUUCAAUUUUUGUAAUCACCGAAGGAAUUGCUUUCUCCAUAUGAUUCGACUGUUUGAAAAAAAAAAGUAAACGGAGACGAAGAGUGAACAAUGACAAAAAUAAAUUGAACGCAAUUCCCUCCAGUUUCGAUGAUUAAUUGUAAAAAAAAAAAAACAAUUCAAUUAAAUUUCCACCAGCAUGUCCAAGGAAGACAAUACAGAGAGAAAGAGGAAAGGAGAAAUUACGAUGAAGAGAACAGGAUCAGGAGUUUUCGCCCUAACUGCAGCAUUGACCGCUUCCUUGAUCUUUUGGGAGAGCAUGUACUUGUCAAGAUAUUCUUGAACAGACAUUUCUUUCAGCUGCUUCUUCUCCAUGGUGAGUUGGUGGGUAGAAAAUAUAGGGUUGGAUGUUGCAGUGAGCUCUGAAUUUUGUUGCUGCUCUCCGGUGCUGUGUUGCAGCUAGAGUUGGAGUAACGAGACCUUGGGUUAAAAACUAUGGACACCUUCGCAACGUCACACGGUGCCGUUCUACUAGAAGCUUGAAAUGUAUCGUGGGAACAUCCUAUAUUGUAUUGGUUUUUUUCCUUCAAAGUGCUAGUUUAAAAAAAUAAUGAUAAAUGAUAAUAAAAGAAAGGGUGUUUUUUAAA
Cucumis melo (muskmelon) is the source of this 949-nucleotide messenger RNA. RefSeq lists its product as uncharacterized. The coding region runs from base 35 to 367 and encodes 110 amino acids. Lineage: Eukaryota; Viridiplantae; Streptophyta; Magnoliopsida; Cucurbitales; Cucurbitaceae. The record is from RefSeq and is a predicted model, not a curated record. The transcript is spliced from 3 exons.